Neoarius graeffei (lesser salmon catfish) is the source of this 777-nucleotide messenger RNA. RefSeq lists its product as uncharacterized. The coding region runs from base 136 to 777 and encodes 213 amino acids. The transcript has 3 exons. The record is from RefSeq and is a predicted model, not a curated record. Lineage: Eukaryota; Metazoa; Chordata; Actinopteri; Siluriformes; Ariidae.
AGGUUCCAGGCUAACACCAGCUCUUUGCUGGGCCAGAGGAAAGAACCGCUUAUGUCAGCGGGGGGGGCGGAGUUGUUCACAACUACAACAAUAGCAAGACCGCGAAUGGUCGCCAUUUUUAAGUGACAAGAUUUCAUGGAUGCAGUAAAGCAGCAGUGGUCUGUGGAGGAGACAACCUGUCUCCUAGCGAUAUGGUCCACAGAUGAAGUCCAGGCGAAACUGGAGGGUGCUACGCGGACCAAGCCCGUAUUACACCAAAUACAAAAAGAGAUGGCUGCAGCGGGGUACGAAAGUACUCUCGAGCAGAUCAGCAACAAAUUAAAGAAGCUGAAGAAGGACUACAGGGACCAAAAAAAGGACCUCGGUCGAAGCGGCAACGGGCGGCCGAGGAAGAACCCCCACUUCGAUAUUCUGGACUCGGUUCUCGGCGAUAGACAGGCAAAUAACGCCACCGGAGCCUUAAAUUCAGCGACAGCGCCGCAAUCAGAGCCUGAGUUGUCCACCAUCGGGGACGAGGACCUGAUGUCUCCACUCCACUGCAGCUCUCCUGCACCAUCCAGCAGCUCAGGACAAUUGCAGCAGACCAGACCUGCCAAGAGGAAGCGAGACAGCAACACUGAGCUCCUGGAAUACCUUGAGCAGGCGGACGAGAGGUUCUUGCAGCACAGCAAGGAAAUGAACGAUGCCUUGCUGCACAAGCUGGAGGCAGACAACAGUGCGUUCCUCAGUAUAAUGGGGCACAUGGUGUCUGUAAUGGAGGCACAAGCCAGAAAAUAA